AGCGACUCGGAAUACAUUUUGUGUAACACCAAGGCCGCUUCCGGUUGACGAGGACACGUCACUCAUUCUACUGAGGAAGAGGACUGGUGCUAAACUCGUUUAUUGACCCAGUGUGAACAAAUUAGACAGCAAAAUCAUGUCGAACUCAGUCAUUUCGGUUAUUUCUCGGUUUCUAGAGGAGUACACCACCACGACGCCCAACAAGCUGAAAGUGGUGGAUGCAUAUUUGCUGUACAUCUUGUUGACAGGAGCGCUGCAGUUCCUCUACUGUCUGCUCGUCGGCACCUUCCCCUUCAACAGCUUUCUCUCGGGCUUCAUCUCGUGUGUGGGCGCUUUCAUCCUCGGAGUGUGUCUUCGUAUCCAGAUCAACCCACAGAACAAAGCAGACUUCCUGUCCAUCUCACCAGAGAGAGCCUUCGCUGACUUCCUGUUCGCUCACACCGUCCUGCAUCUGGUCGUGAUGAACUUCAUUGGUUGAAACCAACGUCCUCCCUUUCAGAAGAUCUCGACGAGAGAAGUUAUCAAACCACCCCUUCAAGACAUGAUCAGCUUUUGUGUCUCAUCCCACCAUCAACAAUUAAUUAGUUGCAUCUUAUCACUCAUGAUGCAGUACCAUUUUCUUACAGAUAAUGAUUGAUUUCUUGCAUUUUUCUUUUUUUAAUAUUUGAAUUUGUAAAGCAUUCCCUUUUGCACUGAGAAGAAGAAAUAAAAACAUCUCAAAUGGUGACAUGGAGAA
Cottoperca gobio is the source of this 736-nucleotide messenger RNA. RefSeq names its product defender against cell death 1 (gene dad1). The record is from RefSeq and is a predicted model, not a curated record. The coding region runs from base 137 to 478 and encodes 113 amino acids. The transcript has 3 exons. Gene Ontology annotation, biological process: protein N-linked glycosylation. Lineage: Eukaryota; Metazoa; Chordata; Actinopteri; Perciformes; Bovichtidae. Gene Ontology annotation, cellular component: oligosaccharyltransferase complex; membrane.